Dicrocoelium dendriticum is the source of this 1470-nucleotide messenger RNA. The record is from the annotation of a GenBank genome assembly. NCBI's taxonomy places the organism in Eukaryota, Metazoa, Platyhelminthes, Trematoda, Plagiorchiida, Dicrocoeliidae.
AUGCCACAGCAUCUGGUGUUCUCGUGUAUUCUGAGGAGUGCUCGCGAAGGUUCCGUUGGGUAUGUGGAAACUCACCACUUGGUCCUCCAUCCACCAUCGUCAUCUACACCGCCUGACCUGUCGCCUAUCGCAGAUCACCGAAUUCAUUUCAAAUUGCCCAGAAUGGUCACUAUACGACGUGGAUCAACGGACUCAUUCGGGCGAAGUGACGAUCUGUGGAAGACUCAUUGUGAGCAAAUUUGUCAAAACGUGAACAAACUGGUCAAUGAACUGUGCUUUAGAGAAAAGUGUAUAAGCAGCACACCAAGUACAAACAAAGAGUGUGAAGUGGACGCUGACGGCUGUUCGUUAGAAAUUUCAUUGGAAAGCAAUUCGGCAAAAGGCCCCUCAAUACCUUUAGAUCAGAUUACGGAGCUGGUGUCAAAGGCGUUUGGAGUCCCAAAUUUUGACGUCAGUGGAAAUGUCUCCCACUUGAAUCCAACCGAACGACAUAAGCCGGUUCAACUGAUUGUGGAUAGGCUAAACACCAGUCAGAAGUUUGCGUUCUUUACGAAUACUUCCAGAUGUCCUACCAAUUGGCGUCUUGUUGGAACAGGAUUUGCAGCCACGUGUGUUCCUGCUCAAAUGGCUAACAGGAACAGGACAACGCACACCUACGGUCAUAAGGCCCGCGGUCGCCGGCCCACUUGGGUCAACUUUCCAACGACAGCGGUAUGGAUACCUGAAGUUUCGUUCGGGAAGCUGCCGGAUUUGCAAGAGAUUAUGAACCACUUGCAGCCCACUGAGACGCGCCUGCAUGCGCAGAUGGAGGCGGAAAAUCUAAUUAAAGAACUGCGCUACCUCGGUUUCGCUGAAGAGGAGCUACUGCUCAUCAUAUGUCUCUCCAUAAUGCUGGCCAUUUUUGGAUCCGCUUUAACGGCGAUCAUCUUCUUCGCUUUCUUCAAACCGGUGCGGCCUCCUGGCUUGUUCCAGCCAAUCCGAAGAAGGAACGCAGUCUUGUCUGCACUUUACCUCGUGUCUAAAGUAACUAUAACGAUCCUCGUACUUCCACUGCGAAUUGUGCGAGCGAUCGCAAAGCGUUUCGGCGAUGAGGCUGUAUACAUCCGUGAUUCGGUACGCAAAAGCUCUCUAGCUGGUCUCCUCCGAGAAAGUCUUAAUGUGUACCGACAACAGAUGUCUAUUGAGCGGAUAAAAGACUGGCGUCGUCGAAUGAUACUUCGUGACCUCUUAACAGAGCUCACAGUGAUCCGGAUUACCGAGGCUGGAAGGAUAAUGCGUGAGCUUGAAAGCGAUGACGUCUCGCUAUCGACUGGGGGUGUGAAGCGGAAAACUCCUCCAGAGUUUAUUCCCUAUAUUCAGCUACCAAGACAUUACGAUGUAGCCUUUUUCCUUCUGCACGAGGAUUACUGGAAGCGGCUAGAGCACGUACAUUUCUCCUAUCCGGCACCGCCAUAUCCACUGGCGGUUUGA